This is a messenger RNA of Echinococcus granulosus, 111 nucleotides long. RefSeq lists its product as hypothetical. Bases 1 to 111 code for a protein of 36 amino acids. Lineage: Eukaryota; Metazoa; Platyhelminthes; Cestoda; Cyclophyllidea; Taeniidae. The record is from RefSeq and is a predicted model, not a curated record. The transcript is spliced from 2 exons.
AUGACCAAGCUCAUUCUUCUGGUCCUCAUGCUACUCUGUGCCGUCUGCCUCAGUCAAGUUCCUCACACAAGGCAGACUUCAUUAAAUACAUUGGAUUACGUUGUAGUAUAG